Messenger RNA from Neltuma alba, 1375 nucleotides. Its product is annotated as probable aldo-keto reductase 2. The coding region runs from base 131 to 1162 and encodes 343 amino acids. The transcript is spliced from 5 exons. The record is from RefSeq and is a predicted model, not a curated record. Lineage: Eukaryota; Viridiplantae; Streptophyta; Magnoliopsida; Fabales; Fabaceae. Gene Ontology annotation, cellular component: cytoplasm.
CCUUAUCGAUACUGUAGAAGAGGGGCACGUUGACAAAAGUGGCACAACAAAGUCGAGCACUUUCCAUACUCUAUAUAUUGUGCUUCUACCUUAUCAUACUCACAGUGGAAGCUCAAAUCAAUUCUCUGAAAUGGCGAAAGUGGGAAGGAUCAAGCUGGGUUCACAAGGUUUGGAGGUAUCGGCCCAGGGACUGGGUUGCAUGAGCAUGUCUGCUGGCUAUGGCACUCCUAAACCCGAACCGGACAUGAUCGCUCUCGUCCACCACGCCAUCCAGAGCGGUAUCACACAUCUCGACACCGCCGACGUCUACGGCCCUCACACAAAUGAAAUUCUUCUCGGAAAGGCUCUGAAGGGAGGUUUCAGGAACAAGGUCGAAUUGGCCUCCAAAUUCGGAGUCAGCUUUGCCGAUGACAAGGCUGAUAUACGGGGCGAUCCUGCAUACGUGAGAGCCGCAUGUGAGGCGAGCCUGAAGAGACUGGAGGUCGAUUGUAUUGAUCUCUAUUACCAGCAUCGUGUUGAUACUCGUGUGCCUAUUGAAGUCACGAUCGGGGAACUAAAAAAACUUGUUGAGGAGGGUAAAGUUAAAUACAUUGGCUUGUCUGAGGCCUCAGCUUCAACAAUCAGAAGAGCACACGCUGUACAUCCUAUAACAGCUGUGCAGUUGGAGUGGUCCUUAUGGGCAAGAGAUGUGGAGGAAGACAUAAUUCCAACUUGCAGAGAACUUGGCAUUGGAAUUGUAGCAUAUAGUCCUCUUGGACGAGGAUUCUUUUCCUCAGGAGCAAAGGUGGUAGAAAGCUUUUCAGAGAAUGACUUUCGGAAGCGACUGCCGAGAUUCUAUCCUGAAAACAUGGAGCACAAUAAGAUUAUAUUUGAGAGGGUUAAUGAAAUGGCUACAAGGAAGGGAUGCACUCCAUCCCAGCUAGCACUGGCCUGGGUUCAUCAUCAGGGCAAUGAUGUGUGCCCUAUACCAGGAACCACCAAAAUUGAGAACCUGAACCAAAACAUUGGGGCUUUGUCAGUUAAGCUCACCCCAGAAGAAAUGGCAGAACUUGAGUCUUUCGUUUCUGCUGACGCGAUCAAGGGCGAAAGAUCUGGUCCUGGAAUAGCUACCUAUAAGGACGCUGACACUCCCCCUCUUUCUUCCUGGAAAGCUGCUGCAUAAAAUAGUUCAUUCCUUACACUUUGUAUAUUCAGUACUUGCUGUUGCUACCUUAAGCAGACUGAUCAGCACAAGAGGUAUCCUUGCCUUAAAGGAGUUGUUAUAUUAGUCCUUCUAGAAGGAGGGCAAAGGGAGAUGGAUGGUAUUUCGGCAUUUAAUAGGGACACUAUAUGGAUUUUCAAUACUGCCCUCAAAACUAAAACUGGCAUUUCAGCA